Molecule: messenger RNA, 8226 nt
Organism: Adineta ricciae
Lineage: Eukaryota; Metazoa; Rotifera; Eurotatoria; Adinetida; Adinetidae
Source: the annotation of a GenBank genome assembly
AUGGCCGAUCAAAAGAAGCCAUCCACGGCAUCCUCAUUAUUGUCAACUACAAAUUCGCUCUUGUCAACAAAGACUACAUCGUUUCCUACGAGUAGCUCCUUAUUACAAGGAUCCAGUCUUUCAUUUUCGUCAUCAUUGAAUACAACAAGUUCUCUUCUAUCGGGAAGUACGACUAGCAAACCAACAAGUCUUUUGACAUCAUCAACAUUAUUUAAUAAUGUUUCUAAGCCAUCGACUUCAGCAUUUUCGCUAAGUACUGCUCCCAAACUAUCAUCAUCACCAUUCUCUUUGAGUACUCCAUUAAAAUCGACAUCAUCAAUACUUUCCACUGUGAAUGCACCUACAACUAGUAAUACAUUACUUUCAUCGCUGAGCACGAAAACUUCAUCGUUAUUCACAACUGAAUCAAGCUCAAGUCGAAAACGUAAAGCUGAACCAUUAGAAUCAACAUUCGCAACAUCAUCAGUAGUUCCAGAGGUUGCUAAAAUUCCUGUGACAUCAACUACGAUAGCAAGCACGUCAAGCACUACAUCAGUUUUGGAUAACAAUGAACGUAAAUAUAACUGUGAAAACAUUCGACCCAUUUCAUCUGACAAAGUUCAUCUCGGUGUCGAUUUACAUUGCCAUAUCCCUGCACCAAAACGUCCACGUAUUGAUCCAUUCAGUUCAAUUUAUGCGAAACUUGAAAACACAGACAAUGAUGAUUCGAACGUCGGAAUAAAAUCGAUCAAGAAAAGUCUUUUAAAUUCACUUGCGGAUUCAUUACUCAGCCAGCCUGAUCUACGAAAAGCAACCGAUCAAAAACGAGCGGAACUUAUUCGUUUAUCACAUUUAGUCGUUGAUCAAGAUCCCGAAUUUAUUCUUAAGGCUGCUCUAUAUACACGAAACCACUUGAAUAUACGUAUAACGGCUAAUUUUCUCGUUGCAUAUGCUGCCUUCACCGAUCCCUGUCGAAUCUUUUUGAAGAAGUAUUUUAAAGCGGUUGUUAAUUUGCCAUCAGAUUGGAUCGAAAUCGCUGAGCUUUAUCAAACGUUCUUCGACAAACGUAUCCAUUUUGGUUCAUUACCAUCAGCAUUGCGUCGGGUUAUGAUACAAAAAUUCCCCGAUUUUGAUAAGUAUCAAUUGGCUAAAUACAAUAAAGAAAAAGCUCGGUUGAAAAAAGUGAAAAAAGCCAACGCAGCGUCGGGCGCAUCAGCCGCAACGACCACUUCUUUCCGAGGACGUGGCGGGGCGCGCGGCGGCCGAGGUCGUGGUGCAGCUCGUGGUGGUCGUGGGGCCAGACGCACAGCUUCAACAGAUUCAAAUAUGAGCGUUGCAUCGACUGACGCAUCAGCAGCUGCGGCACCAGGAAAGGCAAUGUCUAAAAUCAGCGAAGAAGAUCGUGAAACACGACGAAUGGCGUUUACAUUAAAACGAUUAAUUCGUCAAUUACAUAUCAGUGAACCGGUCGAGCAUGUUUGGUGUUUACUUGGAAAACGAUAUCCCGAAACAUCAGAGCUCUUCUACUUGUCACGUUUACCUGGUGUGUUCCAACCAGAACGUGCGAAUAAACGUAUGAAAUUGCCUACACCAGAAACAUGGGAAACACAAAUUAGUUUGAAAGGUAACAAAGCAGCAGUUUGGCAGCAAUUGAUCGAUAACAAAAAGCUUCCAUUCAUGGCGAUGUUGAGAAACUUACGAAAUAUGAUCAAAGUUGGUAUCUCGGAAAAACAUCACCAAUGGGUUUUGAAAAAGCUUCAAGAUGAAGGUGCCGUUACCUACAGCCGUCAAUUUCCAUUUCGCUUCUUUUCGGCGUACCAGAUUCUCGAUGAACUUGAGGAAGAAUUUACUAAAUGGUGCCAAGCCAAAGACGCAUGUGGAUCAGCACCUGAAGGCAAAGCUCCAAAAUUAUCUCGUCAAGAAAAGGGCAAAAAGCGUGCUUUAACUCCUGCUGAAAAAGCCAAAAAACUAGCUGCAAAAGAAAUGCCAUAUGAUCUUGCAUUGUUACAACGAUACAGAAAAGCACUCGAUGCUUCAGUAAAAAUCGCUACCAAACAUAAUUGUCAACCAAUCCCAGGCCGGACAUUCGUCUUCUGUAAUCUAAGUGAUGCAAUGUCACAACCAUGUCAGGCAGCGAGAGGCUUAGGUAAACCACGAACACGUGCAGAAAUCGGUCUUCUCAUGGGUUUAAUGUGUAAAUCUGCGUGCGAAUCAAGUCAACUGAUCGUGUACAAAACCAAAGAUAGUUUCAGCGAAAUUGAACAAACACCACAGCAAACAAUUCUGAAUCAAAUGACGAAUAUUUUAUCAAACAACCCUUUACCAGCAUCAUCAGCUGCUGUUUGCAUCCCACCAGCAUUUUUAACCAAAAUGAUCGCUGAAAAACAAUGGUUUGAUAAUAUUAUCGUUGUUUCGGAUGGACUGAAAUCGGAUACACCGGAGUCCGAUUUUGUAUAUCGAUUCCUUCAACUCUAUCGAUAUUUGGUAAAUUCAGAACUGAUGUUUGUUAGCAUCGAUUUGAGUAUCAGUCAAUGCUCAUUAACCAAAUCCGACCGUUUCAAUAAUCGAAAUGAUAUAUUCUUAAGUGGUUUCUCUGAUUCGAUCUUACAAUUCAUCGCUGAACGUGGCAACGACGGACAACUGUUACAUGUCGAAAAUAUUGAUAAUGCUCAUAAUCUAAAUAAGAUUGUCGAUACACGAACAGAUCCUGAAAGUGAUCAAUCGAAGAACCAUGAAUCGAAUUCAUCUACGAAAUCACCGACCACAACACUAGUACCACAUUGGCGAACUGUCCGUGUCUUCAUCUCAUCAACAUUCAAAGAUAUGCACGCCGAACGUGAUCUUCUCACUCGCUACGUCUUUCCUGAACUACGCCAACGUGCUAAAAGUCUUUUUAUUAAUCUCUAUCAAACAGAUCUUCGAUGGGGUAUUGCAGAAAGUCAAUCAAAACAAUCGGUAUUCUUGUGUUUAAAUGAAGUCUACCGUAGUGAUUAUUUUAUUGGUUUAAUUGGUGAACGGUAUGGUUAUCAACCAACAUCCUACGAUGUUCCCAAAGACGAUCCCCGAUUUGCCUGGCUAAAGAAAGUACCUCCAGGACAUAGUAUCACUGAUUUAGAGAUUCAGGCCGGCGCAUAUCAUUCCACAACCAUUAAACAAAGCCGAGCGUUCUUCUACUUUCGUGAUCCAAAAUUUCUGUCCAGUGUCCCUAAACCAUGGUCAGAUGAUUUUCUCUCUGAAGACGAAAAUUCCCGAGUGAAAAUUAGUCAAUUAAAGGAACACAUUCGUACUAGUGGUUUCGAAACAUUUGAUGGAUAUCCAUGCAGCUGGCAAGGUGUAGCAAACGAUCGACCACUUGUAGCAAACCUCGAAGAAUUCGCACAACGUGUUAUCGACAACUUGUGGACAUCAUUACAAGCAGAAUACCAACCUGAGUAUGUGCUAUUAGAUGAUAAUGAAAUCGAAGAUGCUCAACAUCGACAAUAUCGGUCAUCGUUCAUGGAACAUUUUGUUAGUCGAAACAAAGUUAUUCAAGAUGCUAUGAAAUCCCUUGGAAAAACUUCAGUGAUUCUUCUUACUGGUCAACAAGGCUCAGGUAAAACAGCCUCUCUAGCUGCGAUUGCCAAUAAGAUUGUAUCUCGUGCUGAUUUGAACAUCAAAUUGUACGAACAUUACGUCGGUAUUACACGUUCAUCAUCAAAUAGUGUCUCCAUGCUUCGUCGUUUACUCUGUCAAAUCGUUACUGAUCAUCCCGAAUUGACCAAUCAAUUUCCAAUCGAUCAAAUUCGUUCAUGUAAUUACACAGAUCUAUGUAAAAUCUUGUCCGAUGUUCUUCAUAAUCGAAAGCAUUCAUUUCAUAUGGUGAUCUGUAUCGAUGGUAUUGAACUUCUCGACAAUGAAACAUUAGUUCAAACAUUAAAUUUCAUUCCAAAAGAUUUCAAUUUCGAUAAAAUAACAUUCAUUCUUACUGCUACAGAAGACAGUUCUGUUGAACAAGCAUGUAAGAGUCGAUCAAAUCCGUUCAUAAUCAAUUUAUCGAAUCUUGAAUUACUCGAACGUGGUGAAAUCGUUCGAAAACAUCUCGAUCGUUUCGGUAAAAAGCUCGACGAACAAGCGUUCUCAUCGCAAAUGAAAUUCAUCACUAGUAAACGAGAUUCAUUCAAACCAUCCUACUUAACAUUACUCUGCGAAGAACUGUUAUUGAUGACAGACUAUGAAAAGAAAAUCACAGAAAAACUUAAGAGUAUACCACAGAGACAGAACCUCUUCCUAUUAGACAUUUUCAAACGAUUGGAUACAGUUUUUGGCGAAACAUAUGUUGCAACUGUCUUUGGACUGAUCUAUUCAGCACGCCAAGACUUAACCGAACAAGAAUUGCGAGAUUUGGUGAACAUUGCUUUUAGUUCAACGAAAACUUUACCGCCACCAGAUAACUAUACUUAUCCAAAUACCACGACGCCAUUGCAAUUAGCUGAUUUCAUUUACAAUUGUCACAUUCUAUUGAAACCACAACUCUAUGAUGGACCACAAACUGUUUCGAUUGCAUCGAAUGAAAUCCGCCAAAUCAUUAAAACACGUUACAUUCGUUCCAAUGAACAACGCAUUUACCUAUACAAACUUUUAGCAUUCUAUUACUGGUGCGAAGCAGCUGGAUCUCAAUGGACAGCAAUGAAUGUGAAAGCAUUUGAACAUUUACCCUACUAUUUAUACUCUGCUAAUGAACUGAAACUAUUCACUUCAGUUUUAACCGACUUGAAGUUUAUCGCUGGCAAAUGUCGCGUGGGUCUUGUCCAAUCAUUGAUUGACGAUUACGAGCUGAUCAAAUCUUCAGUAACAAAUGACAUAUCAACAGGAAUAAAAUCGAAAAUAAGCAAAACUUCGUUAGUGAAUACGAAAGAUCGACAGAUCAAUGAAAUAGCUCUUCAACAAUAUCGUUCAUUCAUACAACGAAAUAGUCACAUCCUCUCGGUAAAUCCAGCUUUAAUCUAUCAACAGGCAUUGAACGAACUAGAAACAAGUCCUGUGUUUGAUAAUAUUCAACAAAUACUUUCGAAUAAUCAACAAAAUUCUGUCAGUAAUGAAAACCAAAUCACGGCAUUUGUUCGUAUCAAUAAACCUGACAAUAUGGAACAAAUGAAAUAUUCAAUAGAAGACUACACAGAACCAAUUAAAUGCUUGGCUAUCUCACCUUCGGGCGCAUAUCUAGCUGCGGGUUCUGCCGAUUGCUUAGUACGUCUUUACAAUACGUCGACAUCGCGUCUACUGAAAUUAUUUGUUGGUCAUGCUGCACCUAUUAGUGCUCUAUGUUUCGUUGGCAAUGACCGUUUAGUCAGUGGUAGUAACGACGGUGGUUUAUCAAUUUGGGAUGUAGCUAAUGGUCACCGUUUACAUAUUCUAACACCAAAACAUGACAAGAGAGUUUCGGAAUUAUGUUCGAAUCAACGCGGUACUCAAUUUGCUUCAGUUUCCUGGGAUUCAUUUGUACAUAUAUGGGAUCUGAAUAAAGCUCGCAAAGAAACAGAAAUUCGUUUGCAUCCAAAACCAGUCUCAAGCGUGGCUUUUCAUCCAGAUGGCUUCAUGUUAGUUACUGGUUGUUGGGAUGGUCUUGUUCGACAAUGGAAUGUCACUAGUGGACAACGGAAAUCCAUCAUGCGUGGACAUUUAAGUUCAAUUAAGGCGGUCGCUUAUUCAGCGGAUGGCCGUUAUAUAGCUUCAUGCUCAAUCGAUGGUGAAUGUCGUCUAUGGAAUUCUCUUGCUGGUAGUCAAGUUGGUGUCAUAUCUGCUCGCAUCAGUUCAAUCUAUUUUUCGCCAAGUGGAUCCGAAUUAGCCUCAGCUGGUAAUGAUGGUCGUGUGCGAGUGUUUUCCUCAACGGUCGGUCAAUGUCAAAUGAUUAUUCGUGAUGAUAGUUGGGGUUCUCCUUCAAGUGUUGUCAUUCAUCCGGAAGGAGAAUAUAUAAUUGUAGGAUAUCAUUCGGGCUCAAUUCGUGUAUUCGACAUUCAAAAUGGUACGACUGAACAAGAAUUCCAUUAUCAUAAAGGUCGUAUCCAUCAUCUUCAACUGUCUUCAAAUGGAACUAUGCUAUUAUCCGCAUCGGGCGACAGUACUUCUCGUGUUUAUGAUCUGAAAGACCUUGGAAAACGGAAUGACCUUCGCAUUAGAACAUCGAUACUCAAAGGUCAUACCGCCGGCGUUCUGUCCUGUGCUUUAAAUAAAUUGAACAUGAUUGCAACAGGUUCCGAAGAUGCAACUAUCUGCUUCUACAAAUCAACAAAACUAUUUGAUCAAUCCUCAAUCGAACCAAAUCAAAUUCUCACACAACAUCGCACACCAGUCACAGGCUUAGUAUUCAACAAUCAAUCGUACCAAUUGAUAUCUGCUAGUCGAGAUGGGCAAGUUCAUAUAUGGGAUGUUCAUCGGCAUGCAACAACUAAUAUUGUAACACUUGCGAAUUCACUUGCCCAUUGCCAUGCUGAUUGGAUUAAUGACAUUGCAUUGUCAAAUACGAGCAACGGUUUACUUGUUACGGCAUCGAAUGAUAACACAUUGAAAGUUUGGAAUACUAUACAAAAAGCUACAACGACUGAGGAAGAUAACGAUCAAAUGGAUACUGUUUCUGCGAGUGUCGAAGAGGCUCGAGUGACACUUCGUGGUCAUCAAGGUUCAGUUAAUACAGUCGCAUUUGCCUACGGUUGUGUUGUGUCCGGUUCAUUGGAUAACACUAUUCGAGUCUGGUCUCAUAAAGGAACUGAAAUCACAUGUUUACGUGGCCACACAGAAAAGGUAACAUCGUGCGAUUUAUACGUUAAACUCAAAGGCACCACUCCUAAAACUGACAACAAUUCAGAUCAGAGCCAAUGGUCAACAGUGGUCGAAGAAAAAGAAGCGGAACUCUCACGAACAACACAUACUGUUGAUAAAAUGCUCGUUGUUAGUACAUCCGAAGAUGGUUCAAUCCGCAUUUGGCGUCCAACAGAUCCCGAGCAACGCUGUGUUUACGAUGCACAUGCUCAACCAUUGAAUGAUAUUGUACUCAACCAAGAAUCAAUUGUCACCUCAUCACUUGAUAAAACAGUCCGUUCAUGGCAAAUUCCACAUAAUGUGUUCCAAAAUAGCAAUGCUGGAUCCGCUGCUAUGACACCGCAAAUUCCUGAACUAACCAGUCAUUUAGACGAAGUGACGUCCAUCGCUGUCUCUCAUGAUAAUUCACUUGUUUUCACUGUUUCUCGUGACGCCUACCUCUUCGUAUGGUCAUUACUAUCAGCUGCAACAGAUGAUUCUGCCAUGGACACUAGCAUGAAAUCAUCAAAUAUGUCCAAGCAACCAUUCCGUAUCAUACAAUCGAUCAAAGCGCAUGAUGAAAAUAUUCUUGGCAUGGCUUUAGUUCGUUCCGAAGUGCAAAAUUAUGUUCUUGCCACUGGCUCUGUUGACAAAACCAUCAAACUAUGGCGAAUUUCACACAAAUCCAAUGAAGAUAAAUGUUCGCUCAAACGUUUACGAACGGAUACAACAGAAAAUGGGCCCGUUUCGUUCAUUGCCGGUCAAUACACUAUGCCAUACUUUGUUGUUGGUGAAAAUCAAUCCUUCGAUUCCUUGACAUUCCAUCUUUACUCAUCAUCGUCACUGGAACGUUUGAAAAUAUACCAAACGCAAACAUGUCACUGGCCUCUUUCGUCUCUGCUAACAUUAAAUGCAGAUAAACAUUGCAUCUUAGCUAUUGGUUCAACAAGUAAUCAACUAUGUCUGUAUGACCUGUCAUUGAUCGAUUCAACCAGCAGCAAAUUACACGUUUCAUACGGAUCGAAACUUGAACAUUGUACAUUCACACCAUCGGAAUGGAUUACAUCGAUUGAAAAGCUUGACGAUGAAAACGUGUUUUAUUUGGGUACAGCAACAGGCACGAUGUAUUCCACAUCUGACCUAUCUACUGAUAUUAAUGCUUGGAAUAAAAUGGAAUUAUCGCCGAAACAACGAUCGAUCACUGGAUUGUGCUCACUUAACAAUGAACUUAUCUUCACAAGUGGAUUUGAUAAUGUUAUUCGUGUACAGUAUCGAAAUGAUCACGCUAAAACUCAAAGUAUGAAUGCAGAUGAUAUUGGCGAUGAUGAUAACAUUGACAUUCUUGGACAAUAUCCUGUACCAGCACCAAUCACUCAAAUGCGAUCAUGGAAACAAAAGAAUAACGGCAUUUUUGGUGUUGUAGCCGGUGACACACUAGGAAAUCUUUACUUAGUACAGUGGUAUUCGUCGUAA